Molecule: messenger RNA, 927 nt
Organism: Trichosurus vulpecula (common brushtail)
Lineage: Eukaryota; Metazoa; Chordata; Mammalia; Diprotodontia; Phalangeridae
Gene: ANAPC10
Product: anaphase promoting complex subunit 10
Exons: 6
Coding region: 185-742 (185 amino acids)
Biological process (GO): protein K11-linked ubiquitination; anaphase-promoting complex-dependent catabolic process
Cellular component (GO): anaphase-promoting complex
Source: RefSeq, a predicted model, not a curated record
AGCGGCGAAUGGAGGGCGGUGCCGGGGCUGUUGGGAGCCCGCGGAGGUCUGAAGAGAGCAGACUAGUCAGUCUUUGCUGGGCGCCAGCUUGACACGCUCGGGCCCGGAGAACCGUUGUUAUGCUUUACUACAUGGUCAGUUUUUGUGAAGGUGCCAUGUACAGCUGAGAAAAGAAUAGUGAAAAAUGACCACACCGAACAAGACACCACCUGGUGCUGACCCUAAACAGUUGGAAAGGACUGGGACAGUACGUGAAAUAGGUUCACAGGCUGUUUGGUCACUCUCGUCCUGCAAGCCAGGAUUUGGAGUGGAUCAGUUACGAGAUGAUAAUCUGGAAACUUAUUGGCAGUCAGAUGGUUCACAGCCUCAUUUGGUGAAUAUCCAAUUUAGAAGAAAAACAACAGUGAAGACAUUAUGUAUUUAUGCAGACUACAAAUCAGAUGAAAGCUAUACUCCAAGCAAGAUCUCCGUCAGAGUAGGAAAUAAUUUUCACAACCUUCAAGAAAUCAGACAACUUGAAUUAGUGGAACCUAGUGGUUGGAUUCAUGUUCCUUUAACUGAUUCCCAUAAGAAGCCAAUUCGCACAUUCAUGAUACAGAUUGCUGUUCUAGCCAAUCACCAGAACGGAAGAGACACUCACAUGCGACAGAUUAAAGUAUAUACUCCUGUAGAAGAGAGCUCCAUUGGUAAAUUUCCUAGAUGUACAACUAUUGAUUUCAUGAUGUACCGUUCAAUACGGUGAAUCUUAUUAAAAAUUAAAGAGGAAGCUAAUAAUGUGAAGUCUUUAUUUUUUCUUCUUAUUGAUACUGUUUAAGGUAUCUUCCAGUGGGGGAAAUGGUAGAGAAUAAAAAUGGUUAAUUAUAUUGUAUAAUCUUACAUGUCUAAAAUUUUUUUUGUUGUUUCACUUUAAUAAAUAAUUUAAAUGCA